ACCAUAACCCAGAUACCAGACACAACACAAAGCUGCGGCCAGAGAACCAGCUGAGGACCUGACAGAGCACAGGCAUGAACGACAUCAAGUUGGCCUUGCUGGGAAGCCAGGGGGCUGGGAAAUCGGCUGUCCUUGUGCGGUUCCUGACCAGGCGCUUCAUUGGUGAAUAUGCCUCAAACGCCAAUUCCCUGUACCAUAAGAGGCUGUCAAUCGAUGGCAGGCAACUGAAUUUGGAAGUUUUUGAUCCUUGUUCUCAGAGCUCAGAGGCCAGGUGUAUACUGGAGGAGCCGGUGGACUGGGCAGAUGGCUUUGUUGUGGUGUACAACAUCAGCGACCGCACUUCCUUUAUCAAUGCCAAGAACAUCGUGCGGCAGAUUCGGGAGGCACGGGCAGACAACUGCAAAGGGGACACGGAGGUUCCUGUGUGUCUGGUGGGCAACAAGCAGGACCUGUGUCACGCCCGGCAGGUGCGAGAGGACGAGGGCCGCUGCCUGGCUCAGGAGAACCGCUGUCACUUCCAGGAGGUUUCAGCAGCCGAGAGCUACCAGGACAUUGCCAACCUCUUCACCCAGCUCAUCCGGCAGGUGAUGGAGCACCUCAAGUACAGAGCAGACCGACGACGGUACAGCGGCUCCAAGUCUAUGGCCAAGCUCAUCAACAAUGUGUUUGGCAAGAGGAGGAAGUCAGUGUGACAGUUCCAGUGAAGCUGGAAUGACUGGGAUGUUGUGUUUGGACCCAUAUUAAAGGGAACUGGCGAAGAAGUUACAUGGUGGGUCUAAAAAGUGUUUAGUACAUACACUACACAGCGGUCCAAACAUUAAACCUGCGUCCACACUGUGAGCAAUUUGCAUAGUUGGUGGGAAGGUUUGGAUGGUGUCUGUGGGUCUACAACAUUUACAGAUAGACAUUAAUAACCCUCUUUGACAAGUUUUGUGGUUUGACUUGGAUACAUUUCUCUGCAUUGAGUUAAGUCAGCUUUUUAGAAAAGGACCUAUUGUGUUAUCAUGUGAUUAAAGUGAAGCAUGUCAUUGGUUUCCAACCUCAGGGUCAGGAGCCUAAUAAUAGUCGCAAGAUGAUUAACAGGACAGGAGAGCAUGAAAACCUUAAAGAUGGGCGACGAGGAUCCACUUUCUCCUACUGAACAAAGAUUAAGCCAGAAUAUUCUGGAUAUGGGUGCUGCUGACUUGCGCUGGUGAUCAUUUGGACCCAGAGUCUGUGCAGUAGGCUAGUGGUCGGGGUGGGAGCUGCGUAGCCUUUCACGGUCUCGCCCAUAGGCUACACCCCACCAACUCAAUUGCAAGAAGGGCUCAAGCAUCAAUCGUGAUGUAUAGCCCCCCUUUUAUAGCAUAAAAUAACUAGGCUAAUCAAAACCAACCUUAUCAGAACUUGAAGAUAAAUCAACCUGAUAAGGAAUAGCUUACCUAAAAUUACAGAAACUAUCUUUGGGAAAAAUGUUUUUGACGUGUAGCCUUUGAUUUUUUUGUUUGGCUCCCAUUCUUAACAUGAAGGGGGCAGGGUUUAUGACCUACCCCAUACCUCAGCCAGCCACCAGGGGGCAAUAAAGAUGUUUUGGUUCCCCCUCAGCGUACCAGUAUCAGUACCUCAGCACCACAUAUCUAUCAUUUGAUCCUGUACUUUUGUGAGUAUUAACAAAUUAUUCUUUGAAAUAACUUGUUCCAUUUAAUUGCCCUGAAAAACUACACAGGAUGUUUCACCUAUUCAUACUUUGCUGGUGAUUAUGUGGGGUUGUAAAACUACCGAUAAGAAUGAUAAAAAGGAAGAUUGUCCCGCUCAGGUCAAACAAAGCUAUAAGGACAAUGUCAAUCAAGCACAGUCUGCACUUGCUCACACAGUCCAAAAACACCAAUGGUGUGUAGCGCCUCAAAUUUUUCAAAUACAAUGUUUAUUGGUGUGUUCAGUCCGUUGUAGCAGACCUUUGAUUAAAUGUGGCCUAAAACUAUCAAAGUUAUGACUAAAAUCAAUAAAUGUAUUAACUUAAUCAAUCACUUAAUCAAGACAAGUAAUGUCAUCCAGAGCCAGCUUUCAUUUCUUAGCAUGUUUUGAUGUAGACAAAAAGCUGCAAACCUUACAGCUAUUUUCUAAGCAUAAUCUAUUGCUGUUGUUUUUUCACAUGACGCUUUGAUUGGUUGUAAUCAGCUUCUCCUCCAUCUUUUACUCGUCAGACAUAUAUUUUUUAUUAUUAAAUAAAAUCACAACAUGGAGGAAUGCAAGUCUGAUAAGCUGUUAGCGAGUCAUGAUGAAAUGUUCAGCCAACUUUUCUCCACCACAGUUUGCUCUGAAACUCCCUAAUCAAUGUGCUCACAUUAUGAACUCAGGGUUACUGACUGUCCCUGUUGUUGGCACUUAACUUA
Micropterus dolomieu (smallmouth bass) is the source of this 2372-nucleotide messenger RNA. RefSeq names its product RERG/RAS-like b (gene rerglb). The record is from RefSeq and is a predicted model, not a curated record. NCBI's taxonomy places the organism in Eukaryota, Metazoa, Chordata, Actinopteri, Centrarchiformes, Centrarchidae. Gene Ontology annotation, molecular function: GTP binding; GTPase activity. The coding region runs from base 75 to 692 and encodes 205 amino acids. The transcript has 5 exons.